CCACCCCGUGGCCUUCGCACUGAGUCCAUCCCAGAGUCCAUGAUGGAGUCUGCCGAGCAGCUGAUGGUAGAGGAUCUUUACAACCGUGUCCGAGACAUGAUUGAUGACCGCAGCCCCUACAACACCCCCUGUGUGCUGGACAUUCAGAGAGCCAUGAUCCAGGACCGGCUGGAGGCUCCCAUCAACCCUGUUGAUGAAGUUUGGCCCAAUGUCUUCAUCGCUGAGAAAUCCGUUGCGGUCAACAAGGCUCGUCUAAAGAGAAUGGGCAUCACACACAUCCUGAACACCGCUCAUGGCACAGGUGUCUACACCAAUGAGUCUUUCUAUGCCGGCAUGAAGAUUCAGUACCUGGGAAUCGAGGUGGAUGACUUUGCCGAUGUCGACAUCUCGCAACACUUUCGACCAACUGCUGAAUUCCUAGAUGAGGCACUGCUCACACACAAAGGUAAGGUUCUUGUGGUUUCCAUGAUGGGCAUCAGCCGCUCUGCUAUCCUGGUUGCGUCCUAUCUGAUGAUCUUCCAGAACAUGACAAUCAUGGAGGCUCUAACUUCCAUAAGGAAGAAACGCGCCAUCAACCCCAACGAAGGUUUCCUGAAGCAACUGCGAGAACUCAACGAGAACCUGAUGGAGGAGCGAGACGAUGACGAUGAAACGCUCAGCCAGUGCUCUGUGAUUGAUGCCCAUACCCGUGCCCAGAUCUUCAAUGAAGAAGAGACAGACAAAGAAGAAGAGCAGAGCAUGGUUAAAGUAAAAGCUCACUUCAUAAUGAUGGAGGAGGAGGAGGAUGGACAAAGUGUGAUGAGUAGUGUUGCUUCUUCUGCAGCUGCUGCAGCGCUCAGGAGUGGACUGAUUGGGGUCCAGAACAAGAUGGAUGGCCAAGAAUCAUGCCAAAAAGAACUGAUUCUGCCAGACCAGAAUGGUAAGAAGGAUGGGGAUGGUGAUGAUGAUGACGACGAUGAUGAUGAUGGUCUAGAUAAUAUGAUUCACGAAUGGCAGCGCAGAAAUGAAAAAUACCAGAGCAAUGACUGGUGGGAGGCACAGCUCAAUAGUGAGACGGAGGAUGUGGAAUCCCUCACAGAUGCUCAUCUGAAGAAGACCAAACAGGGAGAGGAUAUUGAUGAGGAGAGUGUCACUAGUGAAGACAUACAAGCUGUAAAAGAGCGGUUAAAACGCCCCAAGAUGAAAGCAUCUUCUGAUUCGAUGUCCACCACCAGCUGCAUGAGUUAUUCAGAUCUUUGGAAACAGAGGCUGAAAGAGAUUGAGGAACAAGCUGCAGCUCGCUACCACAAGAAAAAGGACGACGAGGACAGCGAGAACACCACAAUAGAAGGAGGGCAGAAGAUUGACGAUGAAGUUGAUAGUAUUCUCUCUGAAACAAGCUCUAUGUACAAUUUCUGUCAGAAGAAUAAGGAGAAGAUGACACCUUUGGAGCGUUGGCGCAUUAAGAGAAUCCAGUUUGGCUGGAACAAGAAAGAUCGAGAGGAUGGAGAAAGAAGUUCAGUUGGUGAUGGAGAGGAAGAACCCAAAGCUCCAUCCCUGCAGGAUGUCAACCUGACUGCAUACCAGGCAUGGAAGUUAAGGCAGCAGAAGCGUCUCGGUGAAGAGAACACGGAUGAGAUUCUCGAGAUGAGCCGAGGAGAAGACUCUGCAACCAUCAAAAGAAGGCAAAGGCGUGAGGAGAUUUUGGAGCGCUCCAAGAAAACUUUAGAGGAAAGUCAAUCUCUAUGUGGGUGGGAGGCAGAGAGCUGUGUUAGCGGAGGCACAAUACCUCUGACUGCUUUUUGGGCUGGAGCUGGCGUUACAGGACCACCAAGUGUUGCCAAUGAUGACAACAUGUCCAUGCUCAGUGGGAGAUCAUCCGUCAUCUCCUCAGUUUCACAGCCUCGAAGUACAAGAACCUCUCAGUCUAUUGUGCCACCAGUACCUCCGAUCCUCCCGGUUCCAACAGUGCAAGGACCUGGAGGUGAACCAAUGGUCAAUCUUGCUAGCAUUCAGAACUGGAUUGCCAAUGUUGUCUCAGAAACAAUCAAACAGAAGCAAAGUGAAAUGAGCCUGCCCCCUCCGUCCAGGGCUGGGUCUGAAUUCAGCUUUAAUGGAGGACCAAGUAUGCUUGCAGGUCAUGGUGCAGAAGAUGAUAAAGCAUCCUUGCUAAGCGGAGCUUCAUACUCCAGCGCUCUGUCCAAAGAUCGAGGCCGAGCAGCAUCUGUCCUUUCAGGCAGGGGGUCAAGCACUAUCUCGGGUCUCAGCGGUCGAGGGUCGGCUCUGGGAUCUGACUUUGGAUCCAGUCUUGGCCCCAAGAAAAACAAAAUCACCACCACAAGUGUCCCUCUCUUCAGUCUCUUCCAAGACCAGGUCAACCUUGGAAAACUGAAUGCCAUGGACAAGGAAAUCAAAUCUGAAAUGAGGGGCAAGAUGGCCACCUAUGAAAAGAAGAAGAUCCUGGAAGACAACAAACGCAGUACCCUGUACAAGAAAAAGAAACCAAAAGAGGAUGAAGAUGAGGAGGAGGAAAGGAAAAAGAAAGAGGAGGAGUUUCUUGAAGAAUCAAAGAAAAAGGAGAAACCAAAGAGGAGUUUUGGCUUAUCAGGAUGCCUUAAUCUCAACCCAGCUCUGGAGAAAGGCAAGGACACUAAUGUUGACGACUGGCUAAAAAGUGUCAGACCUCCAAAUAAACUGUCCCCAGGUGCAGACGAUGAUCCGUCUCAGGAUCUAUAUGACGAUCUUGACGCCUCGGCUUCCGAAUUUGAUUUCUCAAGCUGCAGAAGCACCUACGAUGUUGAAGAUGAAGAUGAGGAAAUGUAUGGCGUUGCAUCCACAUAUCGGUCAAGAUUACGUGAAGAACCAUCAAAUAAAGACACAGAAUAUUUCUGCAAUGGAUUCACACAAUCCCACAACUUCAGCCGAGCCGAAAGAUCUUACAAAGCAUACAAUGGUAGCGACGAUGAUGGUUUCUCCACCAAAAGAAACGUCACUCAUCAGUCUCGAUACGAAAACAGUGAGAGUGAAGGGAGCAGGAGAAGGAGAGAGGAGGUCAGCGACGAGGAGGAAGAUGAUAUCACAGCCUUCCUUGCUCAAACCAGGCAGAGGAUCAGGGCUCGAGCUAUGGCUGAGGCUGAAGAUGAUGAGGUGCUCACUGCGUGGAGGGCUCAGCAAGAAGCAAAAUCUCAGCGUAGAAAUGAUUUUCAGUAACUGUUUUCCGCAUUAAAUACAAUUCUUUAGGAUCCCUUCAUACAUGAUAGUGGCCCUGCUACAACACUGAAUGUCAGCCAGGAUGGGAAUGGUCUUUGUAGGGUCUUCAGGGAUGAUUUAAGAACAAAUUAGGCAUGAUAGAAUGGCACAAUGGUUGCAUAAAACUUCCAUAGCAAGGUUGUGGUUGUUUAGCAUUGUGGUGGCAUCAUAGAGGUGUGCACCAACAUGGCUAAGUCAUCAAUAAUUUAUAGCAUGACUGGCCAUACUAACCUCUUGCCUAGGCUCCAAUCAUGACCAUGACAAGGUGAUGGAGACAACCUAGUGCAGACGAUAGCUAUGAAGGAAACACAAAGUUUUCCAGUGCAUAUCUACAUCCUAAUGCAGUUCAUGAGUAUAUGCUAGUGUAAGUACAAAGAGCUUGAGUCCGCCCACGUUUUAAAAGGUUGAGUUUGGCCUGGAGAGCGUAAUAGGGUCUUGAUCCUGCGUGAAGGCGGUUUUAGUGCUUAUGAGAUUAAAAACCAGUCAGUACUAAUAUGGUAUAUUUUGCUCAAUUACCUUUUCCUGCAGUUUUUGCACCUUUUUAUCCACAAUCAAACAACAUUUGUGUUGAUUAAUAACAAAUUGUAAUGGCAAUCUUUGCAAAGUCAUGAAAAAUGUCAAUCAAAUAAACUUCAUUCGCACAAUUUUUUUUUUUUCUGU
Nematolebias whitei (Rio pearlfish) is the source of this 3888-nucleotide messenger RNA. It is a transcript of the gene styxl2, whose product is annotated as dual specificity phosphatase 27. Gene Ontology annotation, molecular function: MAP kinase phosphatase activity; protein tyrosine/serine/threonine phosphatase activity. Gene Ontology annotation, biological process: negative regulation of MAPK cascade; protein dephosphorylation. The transcript has 3 exons. The coding region runs from base 40 to 3189 and encodes 1049 amino acids. The record is from RefSeq and is a predicted model, not a curated record. Gene Ontology annotation, cellular component: cytoplasm. NCBI's taxonomy places the organism in Eukaryota, Metazoa, Chordata, Actinopteri, Cyprinodontiformes, Rivulidae.